This is a messenger RNA of Stegodyphus dumicola, 810 nucleotides long. RefSeq lists its product as uncharacterized. The record is from RefSeq and is a predicted model, not a curated record. Lineage: Eukaryota; Metazoa; Arthropoda; Arachnida; Araneae; Eresidae.
AUGGGCAUUUUGGUUAGAGGUAUCUUCAUCAAGACUCCUUCUACUUUUAGAGUUGAAAAUUCAAAUUCUCGCUCUAUGUUUAGAUCUGAGCUCAUCACUAUCAAAAGAGUCCUGAUCUAUGUGGAAAAUACUGCUAAACCUGAUUUUAUGGAUAUAUGGAUCCUACCUAAUAGCCAAUCAUCAGUUCAACAUCCAAAUGGACGUUAUGAAGUAGCUUUGCCGUGGUUAGCUGGGCAUCCUGCUCAUUAUGAUAAGUACGAUAUAGCUGAAUCGCGACUUCGCACGGUAACAAAACGUUUGUUAAACGAAAAUAACUUCGAAGCCUACGAUGCUGUAUUCCAACAGUGGGAAUUAGAAGGCAUCAUAGAAACUGUUCCAAUGGAACAUCUGUUUAAGCUCAGUCAUUUUCUCCCUCAUAGGCCUGUUAUCAAGCCAUCCAGCAGUACUACGAAAGUGCGCCCAGUGUUCGACGCUUCUUUCAAGCGGCCUGGAUAUGCUUCUUUAAACGAGUGUUUGAGUGUUGGACCGAGUCUGAUACAUCAGAUACCGCCACUACUGCUGAGAUUCCGUUUAGGGCCCUUGGGAGUAGUUGCUGAUAUAAAGCAAGCUUUUCUGCAAAUAGGUUUAAGGGCCGAAGACAGAGAUGUACUGAGGUUCUUGUGGUGGGAAGAUGCUGAACGCACCAAACUUAAGAUUUAUAGACACUGCCGAGUGGUUUUUGGCAUCACUUCUAGUCCUUUUCUUCUGAACGCCAAAAUAAAAUAUGAUUUAGAAAUGCAGAAAACCUUCAAAAUACGAUUGAUAAAUUGA